UCUCGCGUAUUAGCUUAGCUCGUAUGUGUGCCUCGUAACCCUUACGUUUACCACAGUUAUUUGUGCAAGUUAAACAUGCAAUUCAUUGGAAUAACGUAUUUACGGUUUUACUAAUGGGCGGAUUCCUCGGAAAAUGCGAUUAAUCAAUCUAAAUAAGGAAAAAAUUAACAAAUUCAAUGGACUGAGAAACUAGUUACAAAAUAAAAGGAACACGCGAGUUCGUCUAUUCAAGACUCCCCUCACUGUACGUGAAGUUAAUUAAUGCGCUGCGUUAACCGAGUCUAUGGUCGAGGUCUGCUCUGAGAACAGCUGCUAAAUUCGCUACUGCCGCACAUCGAAACCGUUUCAACCUGUCGCGAAUGCACGAUAUCAGCUUCAAUUCGCUUCAUUGUCAUUCCAUAACGAGAAUUCAUCCGACUCGAUAGAAGAAAAAAAAGAUACGGGUUUCAAUUAUUUUUUUCCUUCUCUCUUCAGUAUUAAUGUUCAAAUAUUAUAUUGAAUAAGUUUUAUCAUGUUGAAUUGAUGAUGGACCACGAGCUGCUGUGAAAGAAAAAAAAAGAACAACGUUUCUUUAAAAAAUUGUUCAUUGUGAUUGGUGAGUUGUGCAACAUUACAGCGCCAUUGAACGUGCUCUUGGAUUUAAAAUGUGUUCAUGACGCCCGAUGAUAAUACCAUCUGAAAUUGAAGAGCUGUGUUGCUGCCGGUGCGCCGCGCUCGUGUCAUCCUCGGCAAGGACGGGGAGAAAUCCCGUGUUUUUUCCCCCCUUCGGUUUCUUAAACAGCACCAAGGAUUUAUUUCCAACACCCGUCAUCGAUGAUGAUGAAGAUGAUCGUGAAGGGGGGCCUGCACCCCAUCCCUGGACUACCGCGCCUCCGACACGACCACAUACCGUCUGUUGGUGGCGUCAUUCUAGCCAAGGUGACCAUUAUUCUAAUGAUUUGUUUGUACACGUGUUGGUGUUAUAAAUCAUGUUAUGGGGGGGGGGGUCUAUUUUUUUUUAUAUGUCUUAUAAAUAUAGAUGUGAUUUGUUAUUUUAACAUUUGUUAGUGUGCCUUUGUUGGUCAUCGAAUGCAUAACGGAGAUCAGGUCAUAGCUAUGAGAUUUCAUAACUGUGAGAUGUCAUAACUGUAAGACGUCGUAACGAUGAGGUGUCGUUGUUAUGAGAUGUCAUAAUUAUGAGAUGUCAUAACUGUAAGAUGUCAUAACUAUAAGAUGUCAAAUAACUGUAAGAUGUCAUAAUUACAAGAUGUCAAAUAACUAUAAGAUUCCAUAACUACAAGACGUAUGUUCACAUAAAGCUCUAUGAAAUUUCAACUUCUUUUCGCGGAUGACGUUAUUUUGCGGACUGAUUUUUAAAAAAAAAUACAAUGGUACCCCGGCCUACCGACCACCAGGCAUGUUGACCACACGGCCAUGACCUGCUCACCAUCCGGAAUGUUUUGUAAAACAUUUUUAAACAACUAAUGGACAUUGCUUCAAGUGAACACAGACAUUGCUUCAAGUGAACACAGACAUUGCUUCAAGUGAACACAGACAUUGCUUCAAGUGAACACAGACAUUGCUUCAAGUGAACACAGACAUUGCUUCAAGUGAACACAGACAUUGCUUCAAGUGAACACAGACAUUGCUUCAAGUGAACACAGACAUCUUCUGCGGGCACUGUUUUAAAUCAACGUCUAUGGCAAAUUGGUUUUUUGUCUGACAGUACACACACAAAAAAAUAAAAAUAACUAAUUGAACCGUUUUUUUAUACCUCAGAAUUUGUUAAGCUCUAUCCACGGCAUAUCAACAUCUGAGUGUAUACCACAACCUCCAAAACUAUACCCGAAUAACUGCCCUUACCAGCACUUUGAUGUAUAUUUUUUGCAAUUCUUAAGCAGCCUAAAGCAGUGUUUCCCAACCCUUUUUGUGCCAUGCCCCACCUUACCAUUUCUAAAAUUCGUAUGGCCCCUAUGCGGUAUACCAAUAUUUUUUUAUUUUCAAAAUUUGAAUUUUCCUCAACACUUCAAACGCUUAUUUUAAAUUGAAACAAUUCGCCUUUUAAAAUACAAGUUAAAUCGUAGUAGACUGUGGGUUUUCAAAAUUUAGGCAGCUUUCUUUUUUUCAAAGUCCUCCCAUUAACAAUCAAUUGUAGGCUCCACUUUGGGACACACUGAGCUAACACCUUUGUUACAACUGAACUGUGGUGGCGAACCUAUGGCUCACCCGGCGUGUGGCAGAGGUUAAGCAGAGUUCCCUGGGUCGGCACUCAAGUUUGAGAAUAUCAGUAUUCAGGUUUAAUUAAAAUGUUCGCCAUUCCCAUAAUUCUAAUAGACUAAAUCAAAACCGUAUUUUUUUAAAAUACUGUUUCUUUGCUGCUCAGUGCUCGUCUCUCUUCUGAUGAUCAAUUCCUUGACCAUUAAUGCUGUGACCAUCUAUUCCCUGGCCAUCAAUUCACUGACCAUCAAUUCUCAUACCAUCUAUUCCCUGACCACCAAUUUACUAACCAUCAGUUGUCUCAAUAUCAAUUCCUCGACCACCUAUUCCCCUGACCAUCUAUUCCCUGGCCAUCAAUUCACUAACCAUCAAUUCUCAUACCAUCUAUUCCCUGACCAUCAAUUUACUAACCAUCAGUUGUCUCAAUAUCAAUUCCUCGACCACCUAUUCCCCUGACCAUCUAUUCCCUCGCCAUCAAUUCAUAUACCAUUAAAAUCCCUGACCAUCAAUUCUUUCUCAGACCAUCAUUCCCUGACCAUCUCUGUGACCAUCAAUAUCUCAACAUCAAUUCCUCACCAUCAAUUCUUAUACCAUAAAAUCCCAGACCAUCAAUUCUCAGACAAUCAAUUCCCUGACCAUAAAUUUACUAAACCACCAAUUGUCUGAAUAUCACAUUCCCUGACCAUCAGUUCUCAGACCAUCGACUCCCUGACAUUUUAUUUAACACUGUAACGUAAAAUAACUACUUAGAAGUCGGACAUUCGGAAAACACGAGUUUCGGUUAAUUAUUUAAAGAUGUCACCGGGUUAUUUUUGUUGUCCGAAGACAGCGUGUUCAGCACCAUCAACAUUUUGCCCACAUAAGUUGAUUACUAGCGACACCCUUUGGCCGAUCGAUCUGAGGAGGGGGAAAAGGCAACAUCAGCUCUGAUUGUUACCGGCCAGAAUUGGUUUCGGCGCUUGGAUGAGGUGCCCGUCUCGCCCCCAUCCCCUGAGGACCCACUUCUUUUUCUUCUCUCUGCUACCCAUCACCUAAGGCACCAACGCUUUCGUUCGUUUUGAGACACCCAAUACGGAUCUUGUUUUAAUCACGAAAUGGAAUGUUUUAUGGGAAAAUAUAAAGACAUGUAAUUGUGCGUGGAAACUUGAUUGUUUAAUAACUUGAUCAUAAACUUUUGAUGACAGACGCCCCUACCCCCCCCCCCUUUUCAAAUGACCAGGGUCCCCCACCUACACCAACGCGAGGAUCCGUGGAGGCCCCACAAUGAGAAUCCUCUCUGCUAUUAGGUACCUAAAAAGAGCUCGAGGUAUACAUUUCGUGAAUGCACUGCCGUCUGGCCAGGCCCAUGUGCCGCAGGCCAGGCCCAUGUGCCGCAGGCCAGGCCCAUGUGCCGCAGUACAUUAAUUGUAUGUAAUUUUCGGAAAUGUCACGCCAGCACCAACUGGCGACGAAUACAGCGGGGUUUUUGAGUAAUUGCUGCUCAUUACUGCCAUGUCCUGCUGAACGGGUACCCUUUCCUCAUUAACAGAAACACGUGUCACCCCCUAGAACCCAUUCAAAAACAAACAACAUUCACUGAUACACAACUGAAAGGCCCACCCGUACUAAUAAAACAAGUGACUAACGUAAGCGAAAGUAUUUUCUUUCUAAUUUUUUUUUAAAAUGGAACUCGUAAUUUUUUACCCUGCUGCAGUACCAUUACGUGACGUGUGCGUAUUUGUACUCGGCACAGAGGUACAGCUGCAUGCACUCCAAGCUGUGACUAUAGCUCCUCCCCCGUUUAUUUCCACCAAAUCUGAUAGGGCUAACGGAUUUUUGCUGGGGGGAGGGGGGAUAAUAAGACAAAAAGGGGAUGUAUAAUGACCGAAUGGAGUGGGGUAAUUUAGAGUGAUUACUCUUUGGCAUUCAAGAGAAUCGUAUAUGACUGUACUUGAAACUGGCAUUGCUUUCAGUCACAUGUAUAAUAGUCAUUGGAUGCCACCACUUGUAGUGUAUCCACACUCUGGGGUUGAAGCUAGUCGUUGUGCUGUUAUUUAAAUUCGCAGUUUUUACUAUACAUUCAGAUAUGUGGGUAAGUUUCCAGUACAUUUCCUUUCAAGGUCAAGACCAUGCCUUGAAAUGAUAAAUUUAAAUAAAAAACGAUACCAUAUGUAUGAUAGUCAUUGGAUCCCACCACCUGUAGUCUUUCCCCAAUCUGGGGAUGAAGCUAGUCACUGUGCUGUUGUUUUUUUUAAAUUAACAGUUUUAAACUAAACUUUCUGGUAUGUGGGUAUGUUUCCAGGACAUUUUCUUGCAAGAUCAAGAACAUGCUUUGAAAUGAUCGUUGGAAAGAAAAAAAAAAGAUUCCCAUAUGUCUUUCCUUAUGGGCUGUUAUGGGACUUAGAAUUGGUUCAGCUCAACAAAGUCAAAUUCAGUCAAGAUUGUUCUAGUUGUUGUGCAUUAUUAAAUAAUGCAUUGCUGAGUAAUACCCCACAAAUUUAUUGAAUCUUAUAUUCAAUUUUAUAUUUGUCUUUUCCCCAGCAUAUGGUCCAGAACCAAAUGACUCCGACGUAUUCAUACCCUCAGGCCAGCCUUGAGGAGUACCAUCAGGCGGUUGCAAGUCAGGCAGCGGCAGCAGCAGCAGCAGGGUCGGCAGCCACCCUGGCUGGGAUGCAAGGUGUGGCAGUGUCAGCCAUCACCUCAGAGCCCAGCGGUCAGACCAUCUACACAACAACACCAAUCACCUCAAACGGUGCUGCUGCAGACCAACAAGCGGUAGGUUUUUCUUUCUAUUUUUUUUUUCUUUUGCAACUUUAAUUUUCAUCUACAAGUUCUUCCAACAAUUAAACAGAUCUGAAUUUUUUCUUUCCUAGUGUUUUUCAAUUAAUUCAUACUUAAAUAAAAGCAUCAGCAAUUUACAUGUAAUAUCUGAAUCCAUUCACAUUUUUGGGGGAGGAAAAAAAACAGGAGAGUGGGGGGGGGGGGGUGUUUAAAAAAAUUUGAAUAAAUUAAACUUGAGGCUUUGAAAAGAUUUUUAUAUGGAUAUAAAUUAAUUAUGAUUACUGUUCCUGUUCUAAUCUACUGUUAAUUUUUAGCUUGAUUAUGCAUGUGUCCUUCCAUUUUGGGACAUGGCAUUUUGUAAAUACUGUUUUGAAACAAACAUUUAUUUCUGUUUGCGUGCACAUAUUUAUAUACUUGCAUGUGUUGGAAGUAUUCAGUGUCUAUAAUUAUUAAACAGGGCAAAAUUGAUUUUUUUUAAACUUGACCAUCAUGUCAUGCUGUACACAAGUUUGCUACUGUGAAUUUGUGUUAUCGUUUCUUGUUAUUAGCACAUACAAUUAUUUUGAUCUAAAAUAAUGUUGAUUCUUGGUAAAGAGAGCUGUCAAUAAAAAUUAAUUUAAAUGAUUAAGGUGUGGUUUCUUAGUGUUUGAAGCCUUCAAAAUAUAACUUGGCACAAAAGACCAGUAUUAAAAAAAAAAAAAAAAAAAAAAACUAGGUAAUUAGAAUAGUAUAGAAUCUUUUCAUACAUAAAUGGGCUGGCUAUAUACUAGCUAUAUACUGCAUGCAAACCAUAUUGAUUCAUAAUUAUUUUUAUUAUUUCAAGUUAAUUUUUUAAUGAUCAGUUAUAACGCUUUCCUGCCAGAUUUCGCACAUUUUCUCUGCAUAGUACUCACUGUAACGAAAUUUCCCUUUCAUAAAUUUUUUAUGUGUAUGCCACUCUUAGAAAGCUUGUUUAAUGUCAGCACAUCCCUUUUGGAAUUAAUGUCAGCACAUCCCCUUGGCAUCAAUGUCAGCACAUCCCUUUUGGCAUUAAUGUUAGCACAUCCCUUUUUGGCAUUAAUGUUGUAUUUUUAAAAGAAGAUAAUGGACUAGAACUUACACAAAAAAUAACUAAAAUUUCUUUUAACAAGACAGUAGCUUUUUAACUAGACUCUCCACCGCAGAUUUUUAAAAAGCAUAUAGAAAGAUAAGUUUUUUUUUAAAUUUUAAUUAUUGAAUUUAAUAAAUAAUUGAUUAAAUACCAACUAAAUUGUGUUUAAAAAAUUGACUUGAAAAAUAUAAAUUAGUUAAAUAAGUAAAAUAACAAGAUACAAAUGAAUGAGUGAUUAAAUAAUUAUACUCAUUUUAUUAUCAAAAAAUCCAUGAACAAGGAAGUAAUUUCUAUCAAGUUUGAGUGAGCAAAAAUUUGGAGUCAAAAUAUAAUUCCAUUGAUUUUUUUUUUACUUAACAGGUUAUUUUUAUUUAAAGCAGGCUAUUUAGUUUUACUAAGUUAUAUUUAAUAAUUUUAUUGGUUUAAAGAUCAGGGCAAUCAGCUACAUUUAAAAGAGAAAUGUAGAUUUUUAUAUUAGGCUUCCCAACUCUGAUGGGACCUCAUCUUUAUGAAAGGAAUCUAGAAUGGAUUAGGGUGCUUUUUAAAAAAUUGCCUGAGCCUCCAAUGAAAUUAUUAAAAUAAAGAAUUGACAGUUAAUGAAUCCCCCAAUUUUUACCAGGAUUGCAUGCUUUGUGUUCUUAUAACUGGACUUACAUAUCUGGUUUGAGAAUUUAAGCAUGAGCUAAUCACAUUAAUACUAUUCACAAUUUUUUUUUAAAUAAGGAAAAUGGCUUCAUGGUUUGGUUGACUUGAUGCUUGCUUAUUAUUUAAAAUUAUUUGUUGACAAAAAUUUAGCAAAUUCUUUCUCUAUCUAAAUUUGGGAAGUUAAUUAAUUGUUUGAUUGUUUUGCGUCCCUUUUUGUCAUAAGUUUAUUCAAAGCAUGGAUUAAUAGAUUUAAUAUCUUUUAAACACAUUUUUUUUAUUCCUAAAAAAAAAGUUGUCAUUAAAAUUUGAUAAAAAGGAUCCAAUCUGCUUUCUUCUUAACAAGUCUAUGCGAUGAAAUAAUGAGCAAUUAUUGUAAAAGAAAACAUUUCUUAAAGAAAGCAACUUAUUGGAAAAAAAUUUGUAUAAUUCCUUUCUGAAAAAUGAAUAUUUUCAAUUGUCACCAUCCUAACAAAUCUAUUUUAUCAAUGUUAAUCUUAUAUGUUCAAUUUCUUGGUUUUUUUUAGUUUAAUUGUUUGUUUUUUUUGGAGCCCCAGAUGUCAAUACUGUGUUUGACUGUGUUACUAUGAAAUGAGAUUUAUCAUAUCUAUUGCAUUUAAACUGUUUGCCAAUUUUGCUGUGUUUGUUGAGAUGUAGUCAAUGUCCUAAUAUUUCCUCUUCAGUUCCUGAGAGAGGCACAUAAAAGCCUCUGGCUGAGGGACCUCAAAGCAGUGUCCGAGGUUUGCAUUAGUAUUACACAAUUUUGGUUGGGUGUUCUAGUUAUUACAUAUCUGCUUGCUUUCCUCUUUCCAUGCAGUACUGCCAAACAGCAUAAAUGCCUGCUGUUUUUUUUUGUUUUUUUUUGUUGGUCUAACUUGAUUGGUUUUGAAUGCAAAAGAUUUAUAAUUGUUUAGGAUGAAUAAAAUACAGGUUUUUUAAAUACAUCGUCUUUCUGUAAGUUUUUAAAAAUUUUCUGUUAAUGAUGAGAAAAGGAAUGCUCAAGUUUUGGUGAAUCUUUAGUUAAGCAAGUUUUUUUUUUUUGGUUGAGAAGUGAUUAUAGUGUGUACUGAGCACUUCACUGUAUUUGAAUAGUUUACCUUAGUAGAAUGGCAGUACUGCUUUGUAUUUAAUUACUUAAUGUGCAUUUACUUCUAUUAACUGUAGAUUUCUUUAUAAUAAAAUUGUGUGCUGGUAUCUAACCCGGUUAAAAAAAAAUGUUUGAGCUCAGUUUGCAUCAAAUAAGGUAAAGCUAUUUCCCCCAUUUAAGUUUUAUAAUUUUGUUUUUAGUGUUUUUAAAGCAGUUUUAAAUGUGUGCUUAGAUCAAUCAGUUUGAACAAAAAAAAAAUCUAAUAUUUUUUUCUUAAUCUUCCCUGUUAAGCCCAACAUAUAUAAAAAACCAAAAUUGAGCUAACAUGCAUUUCAUUAAUAAUUCUUAACUGCUUACUGUAAGAACUUUAUAAAUUAAAUUGUUCCUCUGUCUCUCUCACUCACUCAGUGAUAAAGGAAAAAAAAAAAAAAGAAUACAGAUUAAUUUUUUUAUUUUCUACUUCUUUGUACCUUUAGAAUGUAAAGUUGUUGUAUAUUUCAAAGUGUUAUGGUCUUUUUAAUAUUAAAUAUUAUUUAAUGAUUGUCUACUUUUCUUAACUUUAACUAAGCAAAAAAAAAAACCCCCAAAACUUGCUUUAACAAUACAGCUGAGAAAUUGUUUUAUUUGGAGUGCCAGAAAUAGUGGGAAAUUAAAUUUCAUUAAGUUCUAAUAAAUGUUUACUUUCCAGAACAAUUUUAUAUCUACUUUAAGUUUAAGAUGUUACUGGCCUAAAUUAUAUAUUUUAAACUAUAAUUUUAAAAAGAAAAUUAUCAAAAGAAUUUAAAAAAAACGCAUAUUGAUUUAAGUUUUUACAACAUGUAAAUGACAAUUACUGUCAUAAUUAAUUAAUAUUGAAAAGCCAAGAAGUUAGUUGCCAGUAAAUCACUGGCCUCCAUCUUGAUUCAGUUAAACUUUAAUUAUGUAAUUUAGACUACUUGUUAAUUAUUUUGGUUUACAAUGUUGCAUUUUUUCAUGUGCUUUUGGUAUGGUUCUUUCUUAACAAAUAAUUUGAACACCCCGUGUUUGUGUGUUCUUAUGAAAUUAUAAAAUGUAUUUCAUAAUCUUUUUUCUUUUUUUCUAACUGUUCCCUUCUACAUUCAUAUUGUUUUUUUUUAAAAGUGUAUACAAAUGUUGAAUCAAUUUUUUAAUUAUGAAUAUAAGAUGACAGAAUAAUUAUGCGUAGUUAUUAAACAUCUUUUAAUCCAUUGUUAAGAUAAUUACAAUUAUUAAAAUUGAGAACAAAGCUUUAAGCCAUAAAUUAACAGAUUCAUUAGGAUAUUUUUGUAGAUAAUAAAUUGUGGUCAUGGUUGAAGUAUAAAAUAAUAUAAAGCAUAAAUUUAAGCAUAUUCUCUAAUCGUACUGUUUUCUGUUUCUUUAGAAUGAACUCCAGUCUUCUGAAGGUGAUGUCAACUCAAUUCCUCCAACGAGUGGUGCCAUUUCUCCAAAUACAGGUCCAAAAAGAUUACACGUCUCCAACAUACCAUUCAGAUUUAGGGAAGCUGAUCUCAGACAGCUGCUUGGGGUCAGUAUAAAUGUAUAUAUAAAUUUCCACUUUUCAAACAUAAAUAGUUAAUCACAUUCUUAAUAGUUAAUACAUUUAGUUAGAUGGAGUUGAAAAUAAAAGUUUCUGGGUUAUAAUAAUAAAUAUGAAGUUAAAAUUAGAGCUGGCUGCAAUUAAUACGGCAGACGUUUUUGGUUAUAUUUUCUCCCAAGGCCUUAAAUCAGUAGUUCUCAACCUUCCUAGUGCCGCGACCCUUUAAUACAGUUCUCGUGUUGUGGCGACCCACAGCCACACAAUUAUUUCCGUUGCUUCUUCAUAGCUGUAAGGAUAUGUGUUUUCAUAUGGUCUUAGGCAACCCCUGGAAAAGGGUCGCGCAACCCCCAAAGGGGUUGGGACCCACAGGUUGAGAACCGCUGCCUUAAAUCAUUGGUUCUAAAACUAAAACUUUAUACAACUUCCUUUUAAUCAAACAUAAGGUUGAGAUACUUUCAACUAAUUAAUUUUAUUUACGCCAACAUUUAUUCACUGACUGCAUCAAAAGGCAUGCCAAAUUAUCUUGAUGGGACCAUUCCUGAUCAUCCCAUCUGUUUAUAAGUCGUGAUUACUUUGAAAUGAACAUGUUUUCCUCUGCAGGUCUUUCUUUCCUGUUUUAAUGUUUCAGUCCUUGGGUGCAUUGUUUCUAUUACUACAGAGCUCAAAUUAUCAAAAUAUCUAUCUAUCAAAAUAACAUUGUAUUUACAAUCAUUGCUUUCAACUUUAAUGUUUAUCAAGAAAAGCAUAUUUAAAGCAAGGAGAAAAACAAUAAAAGGUGUAUAGUUAAAAGCAUCUUUUUAAAUUGAAAAAUGUUAGCAAAAAAAUAAUCUGCAUGUUUUGGUUGAUACGUUUUUGGCUAAGGCCCCUUUUCUAAUAAUGUGAAGCAACAGUUUUCUUUCAAAUUAAUUUAAAUGAGAACAAGAUAACACUCAAAAUUGUAAACAUUAUUGUCAGCACCCUUUGAAUAACUAUGUAAUUUCCCAUUAGUAAGUUUUCCUGUAAAAUUCAUUUAACAUUGUUAAUAGUCACAUCCAGCCCUGAAACUAUUUGGGUGAAAAAAUGAAUGUUGAAUGAGAAUAUACCAUUAUAUUUUUAAAAAUGUAACUGCCCUUUGCUGUGGACAACCCAACACAAAAUUAAUCCCAUAACCCAACACAAAAUUAAUCCCACUUCCUUGUUAAAGGGCAAUCAUCUCAGUAUAAAAAGCUUUCUGUAUUGAAGUAACAUAUUCAUGAUCCCUUUCUCUGUGUAAAAAAUUUUCCUCACUUUUUAAAUUCAACUCUCAGACUCGUUAUUGAUAAAAUAAAUAUAAGAUUAGCUUUUAAAAAGAGUUUAGAACCAUUUUAAAUUAAGAGCUACCUGCAUUCAUUUUAUUUAGGGAAAAGUUUUUUUAAACAUUGACAGGUUAAUUUUGAUAAAAUAAUCAAAUUUAGGUAAAGUUUAUAUAAAAAAAAAAAAAAGAAUUUUCUAAGACCCUUUUUAAAAAUACCUUUGCAGCAGUUUGGUACAAUCUUGGAUGUGGAGAUCAUCUUUAACGAAAGGGGCUCAAAGGUGAGUGUUAAGCCAGAUAAAUUAAAAUAUCUUGACCAUGAUCUAUUUGAAAUGAUCAAGAUGGCAACAUCACAGCAAGUUUAUGGGCAAUGACAGAAAGUCUGGUUACAGAUUAGGCUACAUACUGACUUUUUUCCCCUUGGUAAAGAAUUUACCAUAAUUCAAUCUAGGCCAUGAGUCAGACACAGGACUGGCAUUCUGACAGUCAAGGUUUCUAACCCUUGCAACACCUACUGUAAACAUCCACAUAAUUAACCAGCUCACUAUGAAUGCUUAUCAAAGCAAAAAUAGUUGGCUGAAGCCUACAUGACAGGUCCAUGGUGGCUGAAGACAUGGUGCAAAGACAAAAACGUGUUAUAUACCUAAAAAUGCUCUAGUUAUCAGAAAACUUGAAAAAAAUUUAGACAUAGUAUCCUGAUGUUGUUAAAAGGAAAUAAUGAAAUAGAAAGCUAAUUUCAUUCAGGAUUGCAUACAUACAUUUGCUGUGAUGUUAAAUGGAAAGUGACAUAUUCUUUAUUAUUUAAAAAAAAAUUAGUAUGUAGAGGGAGGACAUUAAAAUAAGAAUUAAUUUCUUUAAAUUAAAUUUGACGAAAUUAUCAUGGAGAUAAAUUUAACAAAUUGAAUUUGUCAUUUUUCAUCAACAUUUUACUUCCAUUCUUUUUUGUGUGUGUCAGAACAUUAACAAAUAUUAUCGCUUGGGGGUAAAAAAUUAAAAUAUAAAUUAUAAUAUACUACACUUCAUUACUUUCAACGUAAGUAGAAGGAAAUAUCAGUUAUUGUUUUAAAAAAAUAUAUUUUUCCAUAAUUGCAAACACAAGAAAGAAUGAAAGGCUCUUAUUUUAAAAGGUGCUUAUAUGAAUAUUACUAAAUCUGCAAGGGUUUUUGACAUAAACUUGAAGUUACUAUUAAAAGCAUAAUAGUAAAUUAAAAUUAUCAGCUAGCUCAGUGGUUCCACAAAAAAUUGGUAGGGAACAACGGUUUGACACAAGAUGGGAGCAUGUGGGAGGAAGUGAUUUUAUAGAAUACCAUCAAGGUUUUAAAAUUCCAUUCCAAAGAAACUUUUUUAAGAUAUUUUUUUUACAACAUGUGAUUCAAAUAGGACACAUGCUUCAGAUUUUAUUUCCUGAUAUGAUAAAUCUGUUACAUCAAAUAAUUAGGUAUUGAACGUUAAUAAAUUAUAGGCUUGAAAUAUAACCAUUAAAAAAUUCAUUUUAUACCAUAUAAAAAUAAAGUCUAUCACUAAGUCAGUUAUUUUGGGAUGGUUGUUUCAUUUUUCAUUGGAUGUAGAACAAAGCAUAUAAAUUGCAUUGAGGCAAGAAAGUUAAUUAUUUUAAAAUGUUGAAUUAAUAUCAAUUUGAAAGAAUUCUAGUGAGAAGAAAAAAAUCAGAUAAAAACCAGGAAAAGGAGUUGAAUUAAUUUUAUUAUAUAUAAAGUUUUUAAUGAAUAUAAUUGUGGGUGCUACUCUCACCAGCUUGUUUGGCAAUUGCUGAUCUAGCUAUUCUAAAAAAAUGAUUUUGGUCACAAUGAAGAUGAAUUUUAAAGAAAUGUAUAUAAUUGUAAGCUCUUGCAGGUUAAGUAAGUUAAGUUUAGUUAUGUCCUUAUACCCUGUACAGUACACCCUACACUACUUAAUGCUUUUUUCCUGUGGAAAGAUACCAAGAACUAAAAAGCUGCUCUAUUAAAUUUCAUAAUUAAAAGCAAUUGGAAAGUAAACAAGCGUAGACGUAAGGACAAAGACUGGCUGUUGAGCUAAACUGUGCUAUUGAUUAACAUUUUAAAAAAUCAGAAAUUUUAAAGCAAUUGAAAAUUUCUGCCUGUGAUUUGAAUCUGCAAAGUUGAUGACCAUUCCCAUCAGUUAUUUUCAUUGAUAUGUUUCGUUAUAUGUUAAAUCCAAAGUUUAAUCACAGCAUUAAAGAGUUUAAGGGUGUACAGUCAGCUCGAUGGAGUUUUGGAAAACAGUAAUUUAAAUUACUCAAUUUUUUAAUAUAAAAAAAAAGGGGUUGGGGGGUAUUUGAAGAGUGGGAAAAAAAUCAAUUUCUAAAUCUCCAUCAAUAAUUUGCCAUUUUAUCAUUCAUUUAUGCAAUCACUCAUGCUAUUCACACCUAUUGCCAACAAAAAAAAAAACCCAACAAGUUAUGAUUAUUAAAAAUUACACACAUAAACAAAUUUAUGUUAAAAAAUGCAACAUACAAACUUACUUGCUUGAUGAUUACUAAAAAAAAAAAAAAUUGCUCACUGAGUUAAUUAAGGUUGGGGGGUAUUUGAAGAGUGGGAAAAAAAUCAAUGUCUAAAGAUCCAUUAAUAAUUUGCCAUUUUAUCAUUCAUUUAUGCAAUCACACAUGCUAUUCACACCUAUUGCCAAAAAAAAAAAAAACCCAACAAGUUAUGAUUAUUAAAAAUUACACACAUAAACAAAUUUAUGUUAAAAAAUGCAACAUACAAACUUACUUGCUUGAUGAUUACUAAAAAAAAAAAAAAAUUGCUCACUGAGUUAAUUAGUUAUUGUGAUGAGUGUUAUUAACAAAAAUUGAGUGCAUCUCACAACCAAUCUAAUUCGCUUUUACUCACAUCAACCAGCAUUACCCAUGAACUAACAAAUAUUUAAAAUUUCAUGAUAGCCCACUCAACAUCUUUUAGCCCUAAUCUAAAAAAAAGUGUACUAUUUUUUGUCUAGGAGAUAAUAUUAUAUUUUCUUUAAAUUAUAAAUUUUAAAAAAUGUUUUUUUUUUUUGUGAGUGUUUAUUCUAAACUAAAUUAGACAAGAAAUGUGUGUGAAAGAACUAAAAAGAAAAGAAAAAAUUUGCAAAUUUUUAAAAUUUACUUUAAUGUAAUAAAGAAAAAUGUUUUAAUUUUGUUUGCUGCUUGACUGUCUUGUUCUGUGGAUGACGUGUUCAGUGUUACGGAAUGACUAAAUAUGCUGGGUGAAAUACUUUCCUAGAUGUGUGCAUUGGAAAAAUAAUUACCUUACUAAGAUCUGUGACAUUACCCUAGAAAACAUUUCGUAGUGAUACUAGUGAUACUAAUAACAUAACCUCAGACAUGAUGUGUAGUUCAAAUGUUUUUUUUUCUGCUGCAUGGUUAAUAUUUUUGCAUUUGUAAAACAUGCAGAGAUUUUUUUACAAGUCAAAUUAUAGUAUUUUUAAAAUCAGCAGUGACCUCAAUUUAAAGCUUUAUUGGAAAUAUUAAAAGGAUCUAUCGAAAUGUAGCUUAAAGAAUAAAAAAAAAAGAUUUUUAAUAAACGGUGUCUACAAAUUUUUAUAAAUCCUAUUUCAAUAUAUAAUGCAUUAGAGAAAAGUAGAGAACUCUUCAAAAGGAAGAUUAGCAAUGGUUGAAAUUAGGGUUUGGGUUUAAAGGCUAUUAAAAUAUCACCUGAAUAUGUUGCAAGUAUGUGUCUGAGUAGGACUGCCACAUCUUCUCCUUGUGACCCACCCUGAUUGAUUUCUACUGUAUUCAGUGUUAGGUGCAAUUCCAACAUCAGAAACAGAGAUUGGCAAUCUUCUCAAGGCCUUUAAAUUUACUUGCCUGUGGUAUGAUUUCUUCCUAUUGGAAACCCAAUAUUGCCUGGAACUAAUCUUGUCAGAUGUUCGAUGAAGCUAAAAUAUAAAACUAAUGUUUUGCUGCUCUUUGUUAAAUACAAGUAAUAAACAGUUUGUAAAUAAAAAUGUGCCCAGUGGCAUGGAAGCAUGUCGCUUAGUUGAGUAAGCAUGUUGUAUAAUUUCCCCCUGCUCAUGUCACGUUUCAUUACCCGGGUUUUAAAAGAAGAUGAAAAAAAUGGCAACAAUUAACUGUUUUGACGUAGUUACUGUGCUGAUUAACUAAAAAUACUAAACCAAACAUAAAAAAAACAGCAUGUAUUUAUCAUUAAAAAAUACAAAACAACACAUAUUUUUUCUCUUCCAUUCCUAACUAUUUUCCUGUUUCAGAAAAUACAAUCACACUUACAUUUAUACAUGUUUGCUACAUCAUUUGAAUUUUAAUUGUGAUACAAUCACAGACUCAAAUAAUAUUUCUAGUUAUUUUCUUUGUUUUAUAAUUAAAAAAAAGACUUAAGCAACAUUUUGACUCAGAUGACGACAUUCCUUUGUUUCAUUAUUAAAUCUGACUGUAAUUGAUGAUCAUGUUUUAAUGUUUCAUUGCACGUUUAAUGCAUGCUCCUUGUUUUCCUUAUGCAUGCAGGGAUUCGGUUUCGUAACUUUCGCAAAUAGCGGUGAUGCCGACAGAGCACGUGAGAAAUUGAACGGCACUGUGGUUGAGGGACGAAAGAUUGAGGUGCCUGCAUGUUACUUUACAUUUUUGUGCUAGCACAACUGAAAUCAAUGCUAAGUAUAUUAUCAAUGUGUUGCAGUAUGGAGAAAUGCCUGUUAAAUUUCUUUUUUUUCCCCCUUAAUAGAAUCACCUAAUAUUUUUGUCUUUGAUGGCUACGUAAAUGUUGUAUCAAAUGAUAAAAAUAUCACAUAGAUUCCCCCUUUUUCGUUUUGUGUUAAAAGUGUUAAUGUCUUGUUAUUACUGUAUCUACACAGUAAAUUUUCUGUCCGAAAUUUUUUUAUCAUGCACAAAUUGCGAAUCUUGUUAAAGCCAUAAUUUCACAAACAUUUUUUUUUCCCCAUCAAAUGUAUCCCACUGUAUCCAGGAAGAGGAACAUUGUGGCACUUAAGGCCAACUUAAGAAGGCCAAGUAUGUUUUGUUGUGCAUUUUUAUAUGUGCAAUGCUCCCAAAUGCCCCGCUACUCUGAUUGCACGCCAUGGCAAUAUUAUCAAAGUUUCUUCUUCAUUUGUAGAUCUUUGUGCAUUAUACUUUUUGUGUAUAUGGCAUUUCUUUAUGCUGAACAAAUUUUUUUUACAAAUUAUUACUGCCAGUUUCUACUAAAUUUUUAAACAAGUAUUUUUUUUCACGUCCUUUAAAAAGAAAUUAACCAAAGCAUUAAUCACAUAUUAACUGCUGCAGAAAGGUUCCAUAUUAGUUCUUUUAAUUUUCACUAGUGAAGUAUUAUGUUUGGGAACCUGGAGACAGCUGAUAUAAAGGGUAGGUUUUUUAAACAAUAUUAUCAGUUAUUGAAAAAGUAUAUGUACCUUUUUGGUUGAAAUUAAAAGCCAACAUUUUGAUGGAAAAUGGCAAUAACCACUGAACUUUGUAGCAAGAAAGCAGUCGUUAGUUUAACAAAACAAUUUGAAAGGCAUUUUUCAAGUUAGAGCUUAGAUGGCUGAGGCCAAUUGACAUAGAAUUUUUUAUUCAAGUCUACAUUUUUAUUUGUUAAUUCAUAAAAAUUAGGUAUACAGUUUGAAAAUUAUAGAUUAGUUAUAUGCAAUUUAAUCUUAAAAUGUUAACAUGUCAACUGAGUUUGUUAUGAUGACACAGUAAAAAAAUAUUUUGAACAAUUUUUAUCCAGUUUUUUGUUAAAUACAUUUUUAAAAAAAUAUUAGCUUUUAAUUUGGAAGUUUAAGAAGAGAUGAAAAAAAUCAAUCUACUUUUGUUAUCAUAACAAACUAUAAUUGGCAAUGAUAGAAUUAUUAGUUUUAAAAAAAUAAUUAAAACAAUUUUGGAGUUACAAAUCUUACCCAGAGGGACCCAAUAUCCAAAUUUGCCACUGGAGUUUUCUUUUCUGAGGAAAAGCUUUCUAAGUUACUCAUUUUUAGCCACAACUAUUUGGUUUCUACCUAAAAAAAAAUUUUUUUUAAAAUCUUUUCUUGGAUAAGGGGAUUGUUUUAUUAUGAAAGUUUCAUUUUCAACAAAAUAAAAUUUGGGUCCCUCCUGCUAAGGUUGUAACCAGAACUGCAUUUUGAUUGGCAUUUGAUUUUGACCCAAACCAAUGAUUCUGUGCUAGGUUAACAAUGCAACUGCACGGGUCAUGACCAAAAAGGUGCCCGCCCCCACACUAUCUACCGGUAAGAUAUCAAACACUUUCCAUGUUAGGUGACCACUGGUCUGCAUUUUUUUUUUUUUUUUUUUUUUCGUUUAAACUUCUAUCUCUAUCCUUACUAUUCAUCAUAUAUUUUUAUGCCAAUGCAAGUUUCAAUUUUUGUGCUUAAUAUAAUAAAUAAUUAAAAAUUGGUUUACUAAAUUAUUCAGUUAUGAACAUGCUUAUCAUGUUCCAGUAAAUAGCAGUGCUUGCUUGAGUUGUGGCCUUAGAUUUUUUAUAAACUUGCAUUCCGCAUAAAAUUAAAGCAUUUAAAAUCUUUAAGUUUGUUUACCUUUUAGAUUUUUAAUUUCAAUCAAAUUAAACUCCGUUUUGCUCCAUUCAUAUUCACAUUUUCAUUUUAUUACUUUUUUAAUUAUCUUUAGGGGAGGGAGGGGUAAGACUUGGGUUUGAUAUUUACAAUAGAUUUUUUUAAGUGAGGUCAUGUUUUAAAGUUGUUGAAGCACCAUUUGGAGCAUGAUUACAUUUUCCCUCACAAAUUUUUAAUACUUUCGUCACUGUGGAGAAUGAUAGAUACAAUAUACAUUCAUCUAUAUUUUUAUUCUCCAGUCAAUUAUUCUUUUGAAAAUCUUAUUUUAAAUAUUUCUUUGCAUACAUUUUUAUUAUGUUCUGCAUUUUGGUUAUGGUAAUUUUGCUAGCCUGGCAUAUUGUCUGUAUUCUCUCUUCUCAGAGACUUUGACUAAAAGAGAGAUGAUUAACAUUCAUCCAAUAGAAAGCAUUUUCAAUUCAUUCAAUUUUUCAAAAAAACGCAGAGCAUGUUUCUCUUUUUUUUUUUUUUUUUCUUGUCAAGAUCAAUUUGAAUGAAAAACUUACACCUAGGAAUUGUUUGAAAUAUUUUUGUCAUACUCAUGUAAAAGCUUUGCUUACAUAUAAAUGUUUUCCCCUUAUGAAAAAUUAUGUCCUGCAUAAUGAUAUUUGCAUUGGAAGUUCUGGAUCAGCCACUGGGCUAUUUUGUGAAUAAUAAUUUUGUGAAAGAUUGCUCUUUGUUGGUGAAAUAACAAGAGGGUCUUAGGUUUUAGAUGGAAUGAAAGAGAGGAACAAUGUUCCUGCCUGAGCAUUCGAAUGCAACACUGACCUCCACCUCAGCGCUUCUCACCCGACAUUUUAAAAGCUUUUUACUGUAAUAACAAAAACUGAUACAUUUUUUAAAACUGUGACAGGACUUUAUUAUAUUCGAUACUGCCGAUACAUAAAAGUUUUUUUUGUAAAAAUUCCAUUAGUUUAGUAAAUCAAAGAAUUUUCCUAGAAAAAAAAAAUAUGUUUGUCAAUUAAGAUGAGGAAAAAAAUUGAAUAGCAUACUUAAGCUUAAAGAGCUGUAAAUUAGAAAUAUGGCUUUGACCAUUGGCUGAAUUCAUAGGUUUAGGCAUCUAAUACUUUUUAUUUUCUAAAACAAGAUUAAUUCAUAGUUUUUGUAAAAAGAAAAUGGCAUUUUUCUAAUUACUGAAAUGAUAUGGCCUUUGUUGUUUAAGUUGGUUUAUAUAUUAAAUGUUAUAUUAUCUCUAAUAUGGAGAUUUCAAUUUUGGAAGGCAACAUUUUUUUACCAUUCAAAUUGAUAAUUUUUGUAUUGAAAAUCUAAAAUUUGUGAUGGAAGACUGGGAAACAUAAAAAGGGAAUUUACAUGUUACUUAAAAUGAGAGGUUGAGAAGCGCUGUUCUUUUUCCCACUGUGGGUAGAAUGAAUAAUUGAAUGAUCAGUGAUCACAAUAGACAAUAUAUAAUUUUUAAAUUCCUUCUCACCCAAAAUUCAUAUUUUAAUUUCAUACCUCAUUUAUGUCCUAAAACAUUACAACCUGUUUUCACUAUUACUUUGUAUUUGUGCUUUUAUCAAAAAAAAAUUAAUGUGAACAUUUGCAUGCAAAUUUACUAGGUUCUCCCUUGCUUUUAGAUUCAGUCACUGCAGCUGCACUGAGAGGAGUUGCACUAACUAGAGGGAGGGCUGCAGCCGCUGUAGCAGCCAGGAGUCUGGGUGGGGUAUACACAGCAGCUGCUGCAGCUGCAGGCCUACGCCACCCAACACCUAUAGCUGCUCCAGCUACUGCUAUUCCAUAUGCUACGUAAGUUAAACUAGAUGUUAUGGAUUUAUUGAAACAUUCCCAUCCGGUCAUUGCAUUCACAUCAAAAAAAUUAUGCAAUACCCUGGAACCAUUUUACUAUUCCCUAGAGCAGCAUUUCCCAAUUUAAGUUUGGUGGGCAAGUUUGAAAUUUUAUCUGGGAUUGGAGGCUAAUUUAUUAAUUAUAUUUCUUUUUAUUUGACCACAAAUAUUCAUGUUGUGUGGCUCAUGUUACGGUGCCGGUUCAUGGACCACCAUUUGGGGAACACUACCCUUGAGCAUUUAGAAAUUAUUCUCAGAGAAAAGAGGAUUUAGGUGGGAGGGCGGGGGGAGGGGGGGGGGGUUGAAUUUAAACUUAUUAAUUCAUAAAUAGAAAAGUCUAAAAUUCUGGAUCUGUCAAGCCAUAGGUCCUCCAGGGCACACACCUGUGUCUAAUUAGGUAUUGCUAAAAAUUUAAUUUUAUUCUGCUAAUUUCUCAAUUUGGUGACCAAAAAGGAGUAUUACACUUUAUUCUCAAACCUUUCUAUAUCCACUUAGUGUUUAUCAAGAUCCUUUUGUGGCAUAUGACGCCUCUGGGCGAGGAUAUCAGGUAGGAAACUUUUUUGAUAGAGUAUUUAAAUUUUACUGUAUGACUGUAGAUUGUUGUAUUCUACCACAGAAAAUAUGAUUCAUUUCUUCAUAAUUUAUCAAGUUAACAGUUAUAAAACUAUCCAAUGCUAUCUCUACAAUUCUGAAUCUAUUUGGAUUGAUGACUUUUAAAGAAUGAAGCAGAGGAAGCGAGAAAACAACAAAUAAUAUAAACAGUUUAAUAAUUAAUGCAAUUCAUUUUAAUUUGUUUUGUUAAUUUAUUCUCAAUAAUGGCUAUUGAAGUUUAAAAAACUCUCAAUAAAGGCUUUUUGGAAUUAAUUUAGGCUGAAGUAAUUGCAUUGUCAAUAUUUGAUUAAAGACUGUUUCUUUCCUUAUUUUAGCUGGUAACAAGUCAGCCAUACGCAGCCGCUGCAGGUGCCUACCCUGCAGGGGCAGCCCGUUAUGCUUUCCCAGCUGCUGCUGUAGCUACACCAGUUACAUAUACUACUGCUGCAGGGUUUGUCAUCUUAAAAAAUAUUCUUAAUUAGAUCUUAUACUACCAUUUGAUUCACCUGAACGAGCAUUUACUUUUCUUCUUUAUCAUGCAAUAUGAGAUUUUAAAAAUAAAAUAGAAAUUAUUAUUUAAAUUCAUGGAUCUCUUCAGGUAUUGACAAAAGAGAACAAGAAAGUAAAUUGUUAUAGAUGUAUCCCUGCAGUUUAAGUUGUAUUAUUUAUUUGAUUUAAGCCAUUUUGAAAUGUAAUAUGUGCUGUAUAUUUCAGCUAUGGCAGAGAAUUUGCUGCUGAACCAUAUAUAGGACACAGUAUUGGGCCUGUUGCUGGUUAUGGAGUAUGUUCUUAAUAUUUUUUUAAAAUUGCUUAGAUUUUCCUCUUUUUACAAGAAAUAUGUUUUAUAAGUGUAUUUAUCAUCAAAAUCAAAUGAUUAAUAAAUCUAGUUGAAUAGUACGGAGCUUUCUAGGAUCAUUAGCAGGCUAAAUAUUGUUAUUAUUUUCAUUACAAUCCUGCAUAUUUUAUAAAUAAGUUUUUAUUCCUGUGCUGAACAUAUGCUUAUUCAUUUUAAAAUUUUCAAAAUUUACAUAAUUUAUUCUUUAAUUUCUAGGCAACAGUCUAUCGAGGAGGUUAUCAGAGGUUUGCACCGUACUAGCAUUACAAAUUUUAUUACACUGAUUACUGUUGAAAACAAGCAUUAUAAAUAAGGAGUGAAUUUUAUUGAGAAGGACUUGAAGUUGCAUCUGUUUUACCUCUCCAUGGCAGGGCAGGAGCAAACUUCCAAACCGAAAGACUAUUUCCAGGAUUCAACUAGCUCUGCUUGUAUUGACUGAAACAGGACUUCCAUUUUUUUAAAUAAAUAAAAAAAAAUUUUGUUUAAUACCAUAAAAACAAAAUAAUAUUAAAAUUCAUUUUACAUAAUGUGGGAAAGCAGCUUUCAGUGUGAUUUUAAAAUUUUUGUAAAUAUACAAUCCUCUGACUCCACAUUUAGUUUUUUUUAUUGGAUUUUUUCAAAUAGGAAGUAUUUGAGUUAUUCAAUUAAACAAUAAGCUCUUGGAUUAUGUAAAAAAAUAAAAUAUUUUAAAAGCAAAUGUCUUAUCUUAAAAAGCCAACUCCUGCCAUCUUUCUUUUUUUUUCCAUCUCCCUUGCUAACAGGAAAGUAAAAAAGUAUGUGGUGUUUUAAAAAAUUUCUUUUAACAAUAUUACAUUGGUGGAUAGUUGGCAUUUUAAUAUUGUCAUUAUUAGUUCUUUUAAUUUUAUCAUUUUUUUUUUUUUUUUGUAGCGUAAGAAUCUGUUUACAAAUACUCAAAAUAUAAGCUUUAUUUGGAACAAAUUUAUCUAGUCAAUUUGUCUGUGUAAUCUUUAAAGGAAAGUAAAAAAGUAUGUGGUGUUUUAAAAAAUUUCUUUUAACAAUAUUACAUUGGUGGAUAGUUGGCAUUUUAAUAUUGUCAUUAUUAGUUCUUUUAAUUUUAUCAUUUUUUUUUUUUUUGGAGCGUAAGAAUCUGUUUACAAAUACUCAAAAUAUAAGCUUUAUUUGGAACAAAUUUAUCUAGUCAAUUUGUCUGUGUAAUCUUUAUAUGAUUAUGAUACUGAUAUUUUUACCUCCUUCAAUCUAUAUAAUGUAUAAGAUGAAAAACAUGUUAGUCAUAGAAUAUUGUGCUUUUUUUUAAAAUGUAUCUUGAUAUCUGGAUGUUGGAUGUCAGAGAGCAAUUUGAUGCUACAUAUCAGUGGCUGAUGAUUUUGUUAUUUCAUUCUUUUAAAUGACAUAACUUUCCUUUGUGUUGUAACAGAGGAGGUAAAGCUGCAAUCUUCCCAGCAACUGAAAAUAACACCAGUCAUGGUGAACUGUUUUGUGAGGUUAUCCUUAGGUCCAAGAGGUGAUUACCAGAAGGAUAUUUUCAUGUUUUAUUUUCAUAAGAUAGUAAUACAAACCAAAUUGAAAAAAAAAAGGGAGCUUUAAAACACUACAUAAAGUUUUUCUUCAUUUCAGUGCAAACCAAUCUAUGAUUUCCUUUAUCUCCACCUCUUGAACAAGGGCUCUAGGCUGUCUUGCAAAGUACCGAGGUGGACAAUGAAAACAAAUUUUGUGGUACCAAAAAAAAAUAUUUUUUUUUUUAAGUCACUGAUGGGUAUGUCAACAAAUGUGAGACCAAAACAUAUUUAAAGGCCGGAAUCAAAAUGUCACGAGCAGUUUUCUCAACAAAAUUUUCCACUAAAUUUGUUCUUUACUUUUCUUGGCUGUGCCAACUUUUAUAAAUUAAUAAUAUACAAAAUUCACCAGAUAAAUUUUCAUUUCAUUGCUUACAAUAUUUGUACCUAAAUUAAAAGCUUGCAUUUUUAGGGUUAUUUAAUGUUGAACUUUGCUUUCAAUUACAACGGGAUUUCAUUCUUAUUAAACGUUAGACUUAGAGAGCUAGUGAGGUGGAAGCAUUUCUAUUGAUGUGUGUACUUUGUUCUGGCAAUGUUGACUGAACUGCUUAGUUGAUUUGUUGAAUCCCAACACUCAAACAUCCAGUUCUUCCCACAAAAUAAUGAAUCAUUGGAACUCUGUAUAAAAUAUGCCAAUAAAAGUAUUCUGUUCAUUUGUAUAUAGGCACAUCUUUUUAUAAAUGACAUGUAUUUACCAAAGUUUCUGGAAUGACAUCUAUAUUAUACUUACUCCCUUGCGUUCUAUUUUGAAGUUUUGUAAUCUACUAUGUUGUUGUCAAGGAUUCACAGUAGCGACUUCUUAUACAUGAGUUUCUCAGGAGAGGCUCAUAUUGAAAACUUACAGUGUUUGAAUGUUGUUGAUUGUACAAGUUUGCUUGCACUGCACAGAGAAGAGCUUUAAGAGCUGAUUUUUUAAAUUAUUGUUUCAAUACUUUAUCACAUGUUACUCUCUGUCAAAUUCAUGGUAUUUUCAUUAUUUUUGGCAUAUAAAGUACACUGCAACCUGUUAAGUGAUCUGAUGUAUAGGAAUAGUUUAAGUAUACUCACUCUAGCCUAUAAGGUUAUUUUCAUUAUAGUUGCAUUGUAAAAAUACUAGUUUCUUAACUAAACGUUAUAGUUAUUUUGUUAAGGGUAGUGUCCUAAGUAAAUAUUUUAUUAUAUUGUUGAGGAUAGUGUUGUAAAUUAAUUUUUUUAUGACUUUGUUAAGAAUAGUUUUGUUAUUAAACAUUUUAGUUACUAUAAUUUCUUAAGGUUAGUGUCAUAACUAGAGUAGCUUCUUCUCAUCCUAGUUGCAGCUGAGAACUAUGGACACAACACACACAUUUGUUCCACUUGAUAUUAUAAUACCAUCAAGUUUUUAACCUUAAAAAAUUACUCUGGGCUGAUUAAUCUAAAAGCCGUUGCGAGAAAAGCUGCUCUAAGCUUGCCAAAAAUGGUCUUGCCUACACUUUGUAUUUCAUUGUUAACCUUUAUUUCCGCCUAAGCUUUUUUCUUGAUUGUCUCAUGUGGAUAUUUUAGUGCACAUACCUUUUUCCAUUGACUUAUUUCAAUCUUUAAUACAUUCUAAGAGAUCUUUUCAAGCAAAGUGAAUAUCAUUUUUGUUUGUUGCUGAUGUAACAUUAAGUUAAAAACUUGAAUGUAAAUAUGAAAAAAAUGCAUAGUCAACAUUUAAUUCUUUUUUAAGAUGGCUGUUCAUAAGAACACAUAUCUAGAUGAUUUAGUGACAUGUUAAUAUAUGUUUUAUUAUUGUAUUGUAAUGCAACUGUUUACGCACUAUUGUUUGCAAAAAGGGGAAAAAAUAAUCAAAAUUAUCGAGGAGCCUGGAGCCCUUUCUUCCUUCAUAGCAUCAUACAUAAUUUUUAGUUUAGCUCAUUAUUUGGGAAUUUAAGUAGUGCAAUAGGUAUUGGCGAAAUGAAUACUGUGUGUCAAAUUUUAAUGAAUUCAGCCUGUACCUAGAAAUCAGAAAACAUUAGCCAAUUUUAAAAAUUUAUUUCAAAAAAUAAUUUUAAUUAAUAAUUUUCAAAGACUUAAAGAUUAAAGCAAUAUCUGUAAAUGAAAUAAAUUCACAGUCAAACCUAAACACCAUCUCACAGAUGAUAUUUAAUUUACAUGCCAGUUUGGUGUUGUCAAUGAACUAUCCUGCUAGGUACCAAAAAAUUAAAUUUGACUUUAGAUGUAAAAGAGAUCUUAUUUUUAUUUAUAUUAAAUUUAAAAAAAGCACUUAAAGAUAAAAUGUCAUUUCAUGAAAUGCAGAAAUAAUGAUGUGCUAUUGAUACUACAGUACUGUAACUUGCUUCCAUUUAGAAUGUGUAGUCAAACUUUUCUUGAUGGUGCUAACAAUUAAUGAAUGGACUUCUCUUAGUUUGCAAUAUGAUGUCAAAAAGCAGUGUUUGACUUAUGUUUUGAAACAAACUCAAGAGCUUACAAAAAUAAGAGAUCACUACCUUUGUGUAUGAUCAAUGCAUUAGUCCACCUGAUCUAGUCUGUCAUGAAGGCAAAAACCAACAUCAGUCCACAAUAUACCUCAUAUGUUUUGUCUUUAUUCUUCUUCAUUUGAAAAUCAAUGAUGGAGUGGUGUUUUAAAAGAUAUUAUAGAGAUGGCUGUUUAGCGGUUAUAUAAUUCAUUAGCAAUGUUAGGUUGUUACCGUGUACGUUUCACUUCAAAAACCAGAAAGCACAGAAAUAUAUUUUUGGAGACCCUAAAAUUUGAAGGUAAAUUUGAAAAUUAAAAACUUCAUAUGAACUUGAAUUCUUUCAUCUUUGGGUAACCAUUAAAAUUUGUAUUAUAUUGUGAUACAGGUAAGCAAUUGUACGGUCCAAGUACCAAAGAAUGUUUUGUUUGAAUUUAAAAUGUAUUAUUUUAUUUAAAAUCUUUUGUUAUCUCAUACUUACAUAUUUUUCUCAAAACAUUGCUGUAAGCUUUAAGCACUUUUUUUAAAGGGAUAUUUUAGAAAAGUAUAAGUGUCAAAUAAUUUUCUUUUAAAUAUAUAUUUGGAACAAUUAAAAGAAACAAAUUGAAUUUAAAUUUAUUUAAGGAAAUACUUUGACAACUUUCUGUUAUUACUAGCUUGAAACUAAUAAUUUUACAUCAACUAAUUUAAUUCAAUAAAUUUUCAUCAGCACCCAAAUAUUAUGAAUCAUUUUAUUGUAUUUUAAAAGUCAUGACUAAAGAGUUUUGUCAAUGUAAAUAUUUUACAAUGACAUUUGACUUAUUCAUCAAUUCCAUCUUAGGGCUGUAUUUGAACUGUUUUCUUUGCAACAUCAGCAUUGUACUUGUUCUGAUGUUGUAUUGCAAUGAUUUUUUUUGGUCAGUUAUAAUUCACUGUAUUGUACAAUUUUCAUUCUCAUUUGCUUAAAAAACAGCUGAAUUUAUUACAUUUUUUUAAAGGAAUGUUUACUUAUAACUUUCUUAUUUUCUUCCUCAAAUUAUUUUUUUUUAAACAAUAAUUUCUUACUUAUGAGGUUUUUAUUAAAAGAGCAGCAACGGUUCUGGGAACAUAUACAUUAGAAUCAUAUUUCUUGUUAGUAAAUUGCAUGUGUUAAAAGAAAAAUCUAUUAUUUAAAGUUAAAAAAUGCUAACAUAUUUGAAUGACAGUUUUCAAGGGACUGUGAGAACUUAAGUUUUAAUUUUUACCUUAAAUAUAUUUUAUCUAAAAAAUAAUGAUCCAUCUUAUCCUAUCAUGAAAACCUCUAAAGUCUAAGGAAUUAUGAGAGAGAAAAAAUACAUUUGUACAACAGUAUUUACUAAGUUAUUAAUUAAAAUUUGUCCAUUACUUUAAAUACCAUAUGUAUUUUUUUCCUCUUUACAGUAAUAGUCAUAUUCUGGAAGUGUUUAAAUUGUGAAAAUAUUCUUUGUAUGUCAAAAACAACUUUAACAACAAAAAAAAACAAAAAAAUCAAAUGAUUGUCUUCCAUGCUAUUUUGUUACAGUUGCCACAACUGACUAUAUUUAAUUACACUAUAAAGAUACAAAUCCAACAUUGAAAGAAUGUGUUAUUUCUUGUUAAUUCUUCUACUAACCAGCUUGUCACAAGUUCCAAACUAAAUUUCCCAAGAGAUAUGCCAUCUUCUCUCAGUAUAGUUUUGGAAGUUGUUUUUUUUUCAUUUCAUUCUGCAUGCACCAAGAUGGUUUUUUUUUUUUUACCAACACUUUGGAGGGGGGUGACAAAAUUGAGACUUGAUAUUGUGCUUUUUUUUCUUCUCUUUUUGCAUGCAUUUUGGAAAGCUGCUUCAGGAUUGUUGGCAUUGUUUAAACAUGAAAAAUUGAAUUUAUUAAACAUUUUUGCAUUUAGUAUUUAGUCAAUUUCUUGACACACAUUUUUCUAUAUGCUUUCAGGGUGGGUAUUUUUAAAAAUUAAUAAAUGAUUUCUUUAAUAUACCGGCUACCGAAGCUAUACCAUGAGUGUUUUUUUUUUUUUAAAGUCCACAUUUGUAACUUCUAGAACUACAAUUAAGCUUUGAAAUGUGUGACAUAAUGAAUCAACCUGAAAGUGGGAGCUAGUCCUUCUUGUUAUAUAUAAGGUUGUUUUUUUUUUUUUUUUUUCUUUUUGUUAAAAACAAUGUUUUUUUAUUUAAAGUCCACAUUUGUAACUUCUAGAACUACAAUUAAGCUUUGAAAUGUGUGACAUAAUGAAUCAACCUGAAAGUGGGAGCUAGUCCUUCUUGUUAUAUAUAAGGUUGUUUUUUUUUUUUUUUCUCUAUGAUAACAACACUGUGUUUUUAUAACAUCCAUGUGUGUGUUGGAAGCUAACAUUAGAUCUGCUUUAGCCCUGGUCCUCUUAAUCUAACUUGGAAUGUCAAUCACCUGAUUAUUUUGAAUGCAUUGCACAAAGAACAAGCAUGCCAAUAAAAACACAUAGGCAAGGACGUGUCCCUGACUUGACUUGGAUCUUACACUGUUCUGUACCAUUGCUAUUGUUGUAGACAUAGGUACACAGUUUUGUGUAUUGGCUCCUUAGAUGAAAUUGUCUUGUAACAUAAUGAAAAAAAUUGAUGCCUUGUUUGUUCAAUAGCUGAAUGUAUUUUGCAUUGUAUUAUUAACGCUUUAUUACUAUUUUACCAUUUGCUAUUCCAUUUAAUGCAUUGGCAUGUUGUUAUGGCAUCUUUCCUAUAACAAACUUGUGGUAUUUAACACUUCCAAUCUUCUUACACAGUUUACACAGUCAAAUUUGGUGUAAUUUUAUUCACUUUGUUGUUGUUGUUGUCACUAUUUUAGUUGAUGGUUCAUCAAAGACAUUUUGACAUUUAGACUCGGCACAAACAGUGAAACUGACUCUAAAGACAUUGAGAUGUUCACCACCCACGUGCAUGUUUUAUGCAGUCUCUUAACCAGUGGCGAUGAUGACAGAAAGACAGAACGUCAACAUGAUAUUAUUGGAGUCCAACACUGCUUUGGUGUUAAGGAAACAACUCGACUGUCUGGGACAUUUUAAGUUUUACAAUAGCCAGAGAAACAGUUUCCCUAAAGACAUGUUGAAAAACUUUUCACUGCAGGUCGAUUUUGGUGGUUAUAUUUAACUGAAAGUAUUUUCCUAUUAUCAUCAACAUUAUAAAUGCUAUCCAAGUAAUAAUGAUUGCUUCUCAGAGUCCAUUUUAAUUAUCAUAUUGUGAAGUACUUCCUUUUUUUAAUUUUUGGACCCCACAGAAAUAUGAUAUCAUUUAUUAUCCAUAAACUUCCAGGACCUUUUAUUUUAAAAAAAAAAGAAAAUUCUUUUCUUCCCCUUG
Messenger RNA from Lymnaea stagnalis (great pond snail), 27550 nucleotides. The record is from the annotation of a GenBank genome assembly. Lineage: Eukaryota; Metazoa; Mollusca; Gastropoda; Lymnaeidae.